This is a messenger RNA of Monosiga brevicollis MX1, 510 nucleotides long. RefSeq lists its product as uncharacterized. The record is from RefSeq and is a predicted model, not a curated record. The coding region runs from base 1 to 510 and encodes 169 amino acids. The transcript is spliced from 7 exons. NCBI's taxonomy places the organism in Eukaryota, Choanoflagellata, Craspedida, Salpingoecidae.
AUGGCGCUCUUCCCCGAUGCACGCUGCGUGCUACCCGCUCGAUAUAGCGAGCCGGUUCCAUUUGGUCCCUCCGUAUGGGAGACCAUCGUGGGCUCUGCGCCGCCUGCAGACACAUUGGGCGCCGUGUCCAAAGUCUCGGUACCGGCCCGAGCACCAGAAACCCGUGCACAAUAUGAAGCCUGUCGAGACAGCUGGCCUUGCACGUUCCGCGAAAACAAGAGCAUUGGCCGUGCCCUCGAUCUACCCAACGUCCUCACCCCCAGCACACGGCAGCCCAGCUGCGGCAGCCAUACGCUGGGACUCACACCGCGUCGUUGCCACGGCGCUCCCAAACGCAAGCCAUCCUUUACAGCAUGCCGGUGUGCUAUGGCGCUGGUGCACUCGCGAGUGCAGCGCGCCGUCUUCCAAUGGCCCAACGCUACCGGUAGCUUUGCUAGCCACUUUAUGAUGCACGCCCACCCAGGUCUUAAUCACCGCUUUGAUGUCUACGAACUUGGCACCUGCGCAUAA